AUGAUGCACAAGCUGGUCAUCGGCUUCGCCGUCGUCGGCGAGCGCCACGAUCCAGGAAACGUUCAAGGUCGCGAGCACGGACGACUACAUCAUGAUGCGGACUUGACCCAGCAGCAAGCUGGCAUGCGUCAUGCAGACAACAUGCGAAAGCUCUUCGCGUUGGCGGACCAAGACGGCGAUGGAAGGGUGAGCCGUGAAGACGUGGAGGCGGCGAUCAACAACCCGAGCGUGCGGAGCUGGAUAGCGGCCAUGGAGCUGGACUGCGAGGACUUGGACAGGAUGUUCGCGCUGAUGGACGCGGAGCAGGGCGGGGUCGGCUUCAUCACCAAGGACUUGUUUGUGUACAUGAUGGCCAGGAUGAAGGGGCCAGCGCGGAACCUGGACGUGAAGGAGAUAUUGUAUAGGACGCAGGCGAGCGACUGCCACAACGGCGGGGUGAAGACCCAGGUGCUCACAGGCUCGACCCUGCCGUUCUCCUCAGACGAGGGCUGCUCCAGCAGCGCCAGCGGUCACUCGCUCGCGGCGACCCCCGCCCUGUACAGGCAGACCUCGGCAGAGCACUGUGCGCACGGCAGCGCCGGUGAUCUCGAGCGGCAGCGCGAGAGGACGGCCUGA
Prorocentrum cordatum is the source of this 615-nucleotide messenger RNA. NCBI's taxonomy places the organism in Eukaryota, Dinophyceae, Prorocentrales, Prorocentraceae. The record is from the annotation of a GenBank genome assembly.